Colletotrichum fioriniae is the source of this 2025-nucleotide messenger RNA. Lineage: Eukaryota; Fungi; Ascomycota; Sordariomycetes; Glomerellales; Glomerellaceae. The record is from RefSeq and is a predicted model, not a curated record.
AUGCACGUCGAGGCGACUACGAUAUCCGAACCGGCAGCGGCGGCCCCGUUACCUCCUGCUGACGAAUCGACCAAGAUCCCACGGAGAACCCUUCCGCUAUCAUGUAGUGGCUGCGGCGCAUUGAGCCAAACGACGGAGGCCGGGCAUGCUGGGUACUACGACCUGAGCAGGAAAGCCGUGAAGGAGUAUCUCGCGCCUAAGGGUAUCAUGGAAGAUGCGGAAAUGGAGGCGCGGGAGGAAGACAAGGUCAUUGAUGAGGUCCUGCAGAAGAUGAGCGAGGAACAGCUGGCUCAACUUGGCUUGGACCCGAAGACGCUGCGUUUUGGGGAGGAACUGGGUUCAGACGUUACAACAGCAUCAGGUCCCAAACCAAAGAGAGUACCGCUCUGCGACCGAUGCCACAAGCUGGUGCACCACCAUGCCGGAGAGCCAAUCUACCACCCGACGGUCGACGCCCUGCGCGAGACGAUCGAGGAGUCCCCCUUCAAGAAUAACCAUAUAUACCACGUAAUCGACGCCGCCGAUUUCCCAAUGUCGUUCAUUCCGAAGCUGCACCAAGUCCUCGACGCCAACUUGAAGCACAAAAACCGUAGGAACAGGGCUGGGAGAUACUUCAAAGAUCGCAAGUUCGACAUGAGCUUCAUCAUCACACGGUCGGAUCUGCUGGCGCCGAAGAAGGAGCAGGUGGACUCGCUCAUGCCGUACCUGAGAGAGGUUCUGCGUCGGUCGCUGGGCAAGUUUGGACAGCUCAUCAGACUGGGCAACGUCAAGUGCGUCAGCGCCCAGCGAGGGUGGUGGACCAAGUCGCUCAAGGAGGAGAUUUACAAGCGUGGCGGUGCGGGCUGGAUGGUUGGCAAGGUCAAUGUUGGAAAGAGUCAACUGUUUGACUCGGUAUUCCCAAAGGGCACUUCGGCAUCUCUCCCAUCAAAGAACCCUGUGCAGAUCUCCUUAUUUGCAAAGGAGGAGGAUAGCGACGGCGCCCACUAUGCUGCGAGGGGAAACUUUGAGAACGACUCAGAUCGUUUCGAACUGGAUGCUUUGCUGCCUCCUGCUCGUCCCGAAACAGAUUAUCCGGAGAUGCCUACGGUCUCCUCUCUUCCAGGCACGACGGCUUCUCCUAUUCGAAUUCCUUUUGGCAAUGGCAAGGGUGAGCUGAUUGAUCUACCUGGAGUGGCUAGAUCGGAUCUCGAGAGAUACGUCAAGCCUGAGCACCGCCAGGAUCUCAUCAUGCACCACCGAAUCAAGCCCGAACAGCAAUCCCUAAAACCUGGUCAGUCCCUCCUGCUCGGAAGCCUGAUCCGCAUCACGCCCACGACGCCGGACCUCGUCUUCCUCGCCUACAACUUCACCCCUAUUCCCGAACACGCGACAUCCACGGCGAAGGCCAUCGAGUUCCAGCAGCAGACGAGGGAAUCCGAUCGCGUGCCCAAUAUCGCCGCCCCCGGUAUUGCCGAGAAGCUCAAGCUCGCGGGCUCUUUUGAGCUCAAGUACGACGUGACCAAGGAACGCGCGGGACCCCUCACCCGCAAGGACGUCGGCCGUAGAAAGGUCGAGGACCUCCCCUGGCGCGUGGUGGCCACCGAUAUCCUCAUCGAGGGGUGCGGAUGGGUCGAGAUUGUGGCGCAGGUGCGGACCAAAGACCUGUUUGCCGGCUGCGCGCCGUCCCUGAUGGAGGAGGAACCUGAACCCGAGCCCGAACUCGAGGUCGAGCCUGAGCCUGUGGAUGGCUUCGCCAAAAUGGAGCUGGCCUCAAUCGACCAGGCCGGCCCACCCAAGGUCGAGAAGCAGAAGAAGAAGGAGGAGGAGAAGCCCGCGAAACCCGCCCGGAACCCCGACGAGCCCAACUGGCCCGUCGUCGAAGUCUGGACGCCCGAGGGCAGGUUCGUCGGCACUCGUCUGCCGAUGAACGCGUGGCUUCUGAAUAAGUCCCCCAAGAAGGAGAUGAAGAGCCGUCCGCGCAAGAGCAUGAAGGGCGCGAAGAAGGCGGCUAAGGCUGCCAAGAGAGCUCUUGCAGCGGAUGCUUGA